GGGAUUGUUCAAUAAAGCCUGGGAACACCAGAGAAACACCAGACAAAUGUAGUCGAACCAGAGAAAACGAUUGACAGUCUGCAGAGUGACGGAAGUUUUCUUCAGCUUUGUGAACUUAUGAGCCCUAUGCUAUAGAGUGGAGCGUUUGGCAAUACUGCCCUCUAAUGGUUGCACAAAGCCACUUUGGCUGUCAUGUUCUCCACCGUUGUGUCAACAUCUGCUGGUUAUGGUGGUGAUGUUGCAGCUGCCAUGGCGACCUCGUCAUCAGAGCAGGCUCUGCUGACCUCGGACCGCUACGCCAGACUCAUCCUGACCCAGCUGAACAAGAUGCGGCUCCGCUUGGAUUUCUGCGACGUGGGGCUGAGGGUCGGCAGCCGGGUCUUCAGGGUCCACAGGCUGGUACUCGCUGCUAGCAGCCCAUAUUUUUCUGCAUUGUUCUCUGGAGGGAUGAGGGAGACUGAUAAAGAGGAGGUGCAAAUUCUGGGAGUGGAAACUGAAGUCUUUGAGGUUCUACUGGAUUUCAUAUACACAGGAAUGAUUAGCGUGACUGUGGAGAAUGUUCAGGAGCUGAUGGUGGCAGCAGACAUGCUGCAGCUGAAUGAGGUGGUGUCUAUCUGUGGAGAGUUUCUCAAGGGACACAUGGAUCCCUCCAACUGUGUGGGCAUCUUUCAAUUCCUGGAGCAGAUCGGCUGCAUGGACAUGCUUGAGUUCACUGAGAACUACAUCAACGUUCACUUUCUAGAGGUGUGUGUUACUGAUGAGUUCAGGGGCCUCUCAAAGGACCAGCUGGCUAAACUGCUACGAAGUGAGGAGUUGAGAAUUGAGGAUGAGUAUCAAGUAUUUACAGCAGCAAUGGACUGGGUUCUACAAGAUGUGGCAAAGAGGAAAAAACAUGUUGUUGAGGUACUGGAACCAGUCCGCUUCCCGCUGCUUUCACCACAGAGACUUUUCAAAUACAUAGAGGGUAUUACUGACUUCAGCCUGCGAGUGGCACUGCAGACUCUUCUGAAAGAAUACACUGAAGUGGCGAAGUCUCCCAAAGACAAUAAGACGUACAGUCAGUUACAGCCAGCAAAGAUGAGACCCAGAAGAAAAGCCAGGAAGUACCUUUAUGCCAUAGGAGGCUACACUCGGCUACAGGGAGGCCGCUGGAGUGACAGCCGGGCACUGAGCUGUGUAGAGCGUUUUGACUCCUUCAAUCAGUUCUGGACCACCGUGUCCUCACUGCACCAGGCACGCAGCGGAGUAGGUGUGGCUGUACUGGGGGGCAUGAUCUAUGUGGUGGGAGGGGAGAAAGACUCCAUGAUUUUUGACUACACAGAGAGAUACGACCCAGUGACCAAGCAGUGGGCUGCUGUAGCGUCCCUGAACUAUCCUCGCUGUGGUGUCGGUGUCUGUUCCUGUCAUGGAGCUCUCUAUGCACUUGGUGGUUGGAUUGGCUCUGAAAUUGGCAAGACCAUGGAACGCUAUGACCCAGAGGAGAACAAGUGGGAAGUCAUUGGCAGCAUGGCAGUUCCCCGGUACUACUUUGGCUGCUGUGAACUACAAGGUUUUAUUUAUGUGAUUGGUGGAAUCAGUGACGAAGGAAUGGAGUUGCGCUCCGCUGAGAUGUAUGACCCCAUCUCACGCCGCUGGAGUGCCCUGCCCGUCAUGGUGACACGUCGAGCUUAUGUAGGCGUUGCCUGUCUGAAUAACUGCAUUUACGCAGUGGGCGGAUGGAAUGAAGCGCUGGGCGCUCUGGAGACAGUGGAGAAGUACUGUCCUGAAGAGGAGGAAUGGGUAGAGGUGGCACCAAUGGGCACAGCGCGUGCAGGCGUGUUGGUGUCAGCAGUCAACGGGCUGCUUUUUGCCGUCGGCGGUAGAGCUGCGAGCAGAGACUUCUCCGCACCAGUGACUGUGGACUCUGUGGAGAUCUAUGAUCCUCACCUGGACACCUGGACUGAGGUGGGCAACAUGAUCACCAGCCGCUGUGAUGGUGGACUGGCUGUGCUCUGACAGCAGGAACAUCUGGAUCAGCACCAAAACUGAACUGCACCUUAUGAAACACAGCAGUAUGUCGUAGUCUCAAGUCAACAUUUUUUCUGAUCCAAACCAGCUGACAGGUGUUAUGUCAGUUGAGCACAUAAAACAGAUAUACCAUACAACUGGAAAACAGCCAAAAACCGUGGUGCAAACGAUUUCUGCUUCAACUCUUGUGUGAUGUCUCUGUGUGUUUUCAUUUCACUCUAGUGUCAUAUCAGAGGUUAGAUUUAGAUGUUUCUGCCCAAUGCUUGCCUUAAUACUUGAAGUCAACACUUCUCUUUUGAUGAAGGUCAUGUAUCAUAAAUGCUAGGGUUAUUUUUGAUGGAACAGUGUUUUGCUUUUUUACCAUCAGAGACCUGUGAAUUUUGGACAAAGCGCUGCUGAUUUUCUGGAUUAGGUUGUGUUACUGGGUAGACGCAAACAACUUGAACAUAUUAUUUAAUAAGUAAUUGCUGUGGAAGUCCUGUCGAGUUUCAUAAAUAUUUAUCUUUAACAGCACACCGUUUUAUAUUUGUAUGUAUGACAUUGUAAAUAUCCACAAUUUCUGCUUAAAUUCAAUUAUUUUUCUUCUCACUCAUCAGCAGCACCUGAUUUGUCUACAUUUCAAUAUUUUGGUGUUUAAAUAUACAGCAUUGCAAAUAAAUACGGUGGUUGAUAGGAGCCACAACACUUCCAAAUGCA
Messenger RNA from Thalassophryne amazonica, 2703 nucleotides. It is a transcript of the gene klhl27, whose product is annotated as intracisternal A particle-promoted polypeptide. The record is from RefSeq and is a predicted model, not a curated record. Gene Ontology annotation, molecular function: actin binding. The transcript is spliced from 10 exons. NCBI's taxonomy places the organism in Eukaryota, Metazoa, Chordata, Actinopteri, Batrachoidiformes, Batrachoididae. Bases 193 to 1995 code for a protein of 600 amino acids.